AUGGCUAGGAUGAGCUUUGUUUUAGCAGCUUACCAGAUGGUGCUGAGCUUGCUCAUGACUUCAUUAACUGGGUCUUCCCUACAAAGUAGUGAGUGUCCACAACUUUGUGUAUGUGAAAUUAGGCCCUGGUUUACCCCUCAGUCAACAUACAGAGAAGCCACCACUGUUGACUGCAAUGAUCUCCGCUUAACAAGGAUUCCCAGCAACCUUUCCAGUGACACUCAAGUGCUUCUCUUACAGAGCAAUAACAUCGCCAAGACUGUGGAUGAGCUACAGCAGCUUUUCAACCUGACAGAGCUAGAUUUCUCCCAAAACAACUUUACAAAUAUUAAGGAAGUAGGGCUAGCAAACCUGACCCAGCUCACCACUCUACAUCUGGAGGAAAAUCAGAUUACGGAAAUGAAUGAUUAUUGUCUACAAGACCUCAGCAACCUUCAAGAACUCUACAUCAACCAUAACCAGAUUAGCACUAUUUCUGCCAAUGCUUUUUCAGGCUUAAAAAAUCUUUUAAGGCUCCACCUGAAUUCCAACAAAUUGAAAGUGAUCGAUAGCCGCUGGUUUGAUUCCACACCCAACCUGGAAAUUCUCAUGAUUGGGGAAAACCCCGUGAUUGGAAUUCUGGAUAUGAACUUCAAACCUCUCUCAAAUUUGAGAAGCUUAGUUUUGGCUGGAAUGUAUCUCACUGAUAUUCCUGGAAAUGCUUUGGUGGGCUUGGAUAGCCUCGAGAGUCUGUCAUUUUAUGAUAACAAACUGGUCAAAGUCCCUCAACUUGCCCUGCAAAAAGUUCCUAACUUGAAAUUCUUAGACCUCAACAAAAACCCCAUCCACAAAAUCCAGGAAGGGGACUUCAAAAAUAUGCUUCGGUUAAAAGAACUGGGGAUCAACAAUAUGGGGGAGCUCGUUUCUGUGGAUCGCUAUGCCCUGGAUAACUUGCCUGAACUCACAAAGUUAGAAGCCACCAAUAACCCCAAAUUAUCUUACAUCCACCGCUUGGCUUUUCGAAGUGUUCCUGCCCUAGAGAGCUUGAUGUUGAACAACAACGCUCUGAAUGCCGUUUAUCAAAAGACAGUAGAAUCCCUUCCUAAUCUGCGUGAGAUCAGUAUCCACAGCAAUCCCCUGAGGUGUGACUGUGUCAUCCACUGGAUUAACUCCAAUAAGACAAACAUCCGCUUCAUGGAGCCCUUGUCUAUGUUCUGUGCCAUGCCACCUGAAUACAGAGGGCAACAGGUAAAGGAAGUUUUAAUCCAGGAUUCCAAUGAGCAGUGCCUCCCAAUGAUAUCUCAUGACACAUUUCCAAAUCAUUUAAACAUGGAUAUCGGCACAACAGUUUUCCUAGACUGUCGGGCCAUGGCUGAGCCAGAACCUGAAAUAUACUGGGUCACUCCCCUGGGGAAUAAGAUAACUGUGGAAACCCUUUCAGAGAAAUAUAAGCUAAGUAGUGAAGGUACAUUGGAAAUAUCUAAAAUACAGAUUGAAGACUCAGGAAGAUACACUUGUGUUGCCCAGAAUGUGGAAGGGGCAGACACUCGAGUGGUGAUGAUUAAGGUUAAUGGAACCCUUCUGGAUGGUACCCAGGUGCUGAAAAUAUAUGUCAAGCAGACAGAAUCUCAUUCCAUUUUAGUGUCCUGGAAAGUCAAUUCCAAUGUCAUGACAUCAAACUUAAAAUGGUCAUCUGCCACCAUGAAGAUUGACAACCCCCACAUAACAUACACUGCCAGAGUCCCGGUAGAUGUUCACGAAUACAACCUAACACAUCUGCAGCCUUCCACAGAUUAUGAAGUGUGUCUCACAGUGUCCAAUAUUCAUCAGCAGACUCAAAAGUCAUGUGUUAAUGUCACAACCAAAAAUGCUGCCUUUGCACUGGACAUUUCUGAUCAAGAAACCAGUACAGCCCUUGCUGCAGUAAUGGGGUCCAUGUUUGCCGUCAUUAGCCUUGCGUCCAUUGCUGUGUAUGUUGCCAAAAGAUUUAAGAGGAAAAACUACCAUCAUUCAUUAAAAAAGUAUAUGCAAAAAACCUCUUCCAUCCCACUAAAUGAGCUGUACCCACCGCUCAUUAACCUCUGGGAAGGUGACAGCGAGAAAGACAAAGAUGGUACUGCAGACACCAAGCCAACCCAAGUUGACACAUCCAGAAGCUAUUACAUGUGGUAACUCAGUGGAUAUUUUGCUUCUGGUAGUAAGGAGCACAAAGACGUUUUUGCUUUAUUCUGCAAAAGUAACAAGUUGAAGACUUUUGUAUUUUUGACUUUGCUAGUUUGUGGCAGA
Budorcas taxicolor (takin) is the source of this 2265-nucleotide messenger RNA. RefSeq names its product leucine rich repeat neuronal 1 (gene LRRN1). Gene Ontology annotation, molecular function: protein binding. NCBI's taxonomy places the organism in Eukaryota, Metazoa, Chordata, Mammalia, Artiodactyla, Bovidae. The coding region runs from base 1 to 2151 and encodes 716 amino acids. The transcript has a single exon. The record is from RefSeq and is a predicted model, not a curated record.